Messenger RNA from Zootermopsis nevadensis, 2801 nucleotides. Its product is annotated as rho guanine nucleotide exchange factor 39. Gene Ontology annotation, cellular component: cytoplasm. The record is from RefSeq and is a predicted model, not a curated record. Gene Ontology annotation, molecular function: guanyl-nucleotide exchange factor activity. Gene Ontology annotation, biological process: intracellular signal transduction. Lineage: Eukaryota; Metazoa; Arthropoda; Insecta; Blattodea; Termopsidae.
AUACGGUCAUAAUACACAGGAAAACCAAAUUAAAUUUGAUGAAAGGGAAGUCUCUUUAGAGUAAAGAAACCUAUACUGGUAGGAAGUCUAAAAUCAGUUUAAUGGACGUGCACCGACUUGACAACAUUGUGCUGAGAACCAUUCGUUGAGUUUGUUUGUGGCGGUAAAACAGGUAUAUGUUCAGCGGUUACGAAAGUGUACAGUUUGAACUUCUCACACCGUAUCUUGUAUGGUGAGACAGGUUACCUAUCAGAAUUAUCAUCUUCAACAUUCAUUAUCAUUAUCUCUAAUGUUUUGAAAGCAUGACUUCUGUGUACAAUACACCACAACGGCAGCUUACAUUGAGCGCAGAACUGCGUAAUGUUAUCAAUGAACGCCAUAUAUUUACAACAAGAACAAGGACGAAAGUCCUCUCAGCACUGGACAACAUCAAUAAGUAUUCCAUAAACGAAAGAGAAAAAUCCUUAAGAUGUCAGGCUAUUCAAGAAAUUCUAACAUCAGAAGUUAGUUAUCUGCACCAGCUGGAAGUUAUCAUGCAGUUUUUCAUGGAACCUUUGAAGAACAAGAGUUUCAUUCCCAAUGCCACAUACACGGCUCUGUUUGGGCACAUCGAAACACUUUAUAAUGUGAAUGGUGAACUUCUUCAUGAAUUGAGACAUAAUCCUGAAAACAUUGCAGCAUCUUUCUUGAAGCUAGCUCCAUUCUUCAAACUCUACUCUGUGUAUGCCUAUGAUUAUAAGGAAGCAAUGGCUGUUCUACAGGGUUUGCAGAAGACUAAUCCAGUUCUGAGCAGUUACAUAGCAAACCAAGAGAGUCGCCCUGAAGUGUCGACAAAGUUAAUGUCACUACUUAUUGCACCAAUACAGCGCAUACCUCGCUAUCGUCUACUACUGAAGCAAGUGAUCUCACAUACACCCGCAUCACACCCAGACUACUCUGUUCUUCUGGCUUCCCUCCGUGAAGUAGAGAAGGCUGCGGACCACAUCAAUAGUUUGGUACAAGAGCAGGAAAACAUGCAGAGGAUGCUUCAGCUGCAGAAUUGCUUGUGCAGUGGCAGGCCGAGAAUCGUAACUCCUGGCAGGAAGUUGCUUAAAGAAGGCUUGCUGCUGAAGGUGUCACUCCAUGGGAGGAAGUCUCAUUCCCGUUACUUCAUUCUGUUCAACGACAUGCUGAUGUAUUGUAAGAUGCGACGCUGUCCUCCUAAAGAACCAAACUCUUUGAAAUGCUGUUGCGUCCUGCCUCUCAAGAAAUGCACGGUGGACGAGAUACUGAGUAAAGGAAUGUUCAAGAUUACAUGCCAAAAUGAAGUUUUGAUCUUAUGUUCAUCUACGGUUGAAGAAGGAGAGACUUGGAUUUCCACGUUGAGAAAUGCAGCGAAACAGUACCAGGAAUGUCGCCAAACUUUAAGGAAGGACAGUAGCUCUAGGAGACCAGUUCGUCGGCCAUAUGCAUGCAACUCAAGCGAAGAUCUUCAUCCAGUUAAGAGAAUGAAGACAGUUUCAAAAUCAGAUUCACAAGUGCUGAAAGACAGUCUGUAUCCACUAAGAAGUUCAAUUAAAAGGAAAGAAGUAGUACCGUCUACAGAAGCCUGCGCCACUGUACUGAGUGCGAAGAAAGAACAACACGAAGAAGUUCAUUCUGCGACCAGUGGAGAUGUCAGCACUAUCCAGAAUUCAGCUCCAAAUUGGUGCAUGCAGGGUACCCAAGUUCUCAGAUAUGUCGCAGCACGUGUCUCUCAAGCGAUUCGGAAACGCUUGUUUAGGCGUGCUUCUAACGUUCCGGUGGUCAGGUGAUGUUGAGCCUGAAGUGAGUAAGGAAAUAAAAGUCAGACCAACGUAAGAUGAAACUAAAGGGACCACUAACUCUUAUACCAAAAUAGCGUUGAUAUCUUUCUUUAACGUGGGGAAAAUAUGAAGUGUAUUAACAAUUUUAGUGGGAAAAACUUCAGGCAAGAGACCAUUUGAGAAAUUUUGAUGUAUACAGGAGGUAAAAUUAGUGGUUCUUAGAGAAAACAUUGACUGCGUGAAGUAGACUGAGCUGGCUCAGCAUGGAGGCUAGUAUUGAGUUUUGUGAUCAACAUAAUGAACUUUAAGGUUCCAUUACAGCAGGUAAUAUCUUCAACAGCUGAAUAAUGAUAUGAACUGUUGAAGAGAAACCUUGUACCAUGGAAUUAUUUGUAUUAAAAUUGAAUAUUAAAAGUAUUUACUUCUUAAAUUGAUAGACAGUUUCCCAACCUUCAUACAAAGUAUGUAAUUUUUCCCAAUGAAUCUUUAAUCUUGAACACAUUUUGGAAUUGUUUAGGGCCAAAAGGAAGACACUUGCCACAGGGAGUGUGUACGAACACUCAAAGAUGCAUCUACUAAAGACUGCACAGAUAUUCAACUACUGUUAAUCUUAGGAUGCAUGAAAUAUGUCAGGAUUGUUGUGCUAUCUCGAUCUUUUAAAAAAAGCAGCAGCUUGAACAUACAAAGGAAAUGUAGGACAAAGAAGCUAAGAGCUUAUACAUAAAGCAAAACAUGAUGGGUUCUGAGAUUGGUGUCAGGUGUAGGAUAGUGGCAGACGAUCAGCAGCUUCAAGUUAACCAUCAUCAAAAGCGAAAGAACUGCCUGGGUGACGCCAGAAAAAACACCAGACGGACAACGUAAACAAAGCUGGGUUUUACGAACAUCCGGUAUGACUAACGUCAGAAUUCAUUCAAAAUUUCUUAAAGUCGCCAAUUGAGUUCCUUAUAAAAUGAAAUGCCUAUCUUAUAGUGAACAUAAUUGUAACAUUUAAAUUAAAAAACAUAUUUAUUACAUUAA